This is a messenger RNA of Syngnathoides biaculeatus (alligator pipefish), 1479 nucleotides long. It is a transcript of the gene urp2, whose product is annotated as urotensin II-related peptide. Gene Ontology annotation, molecular function: hormone activity. The record is from RefSeq and is a predicted model, not a curated record. Lineage: Eukaryota; Metazoa; Chordata; Actinopteri; Syngnathiformes; Syngnathidae. The coding region runs from base 1 to 555 and encodes 184 amino acids. Gene Ontology annotation, biological process: regulation of blood pressure; blood vessel diameter maintenance. The transcript is spliced from 5 exons. Gene Ontology annotation, cellular component: extracellular region.
AUGAUGCUGAUUGUCAGCGCACAAGUCCAGGCGGCACCCACGGAGAGAGAUCUAGCGAAAGCUCGGAAUCCUCUCCCUGCUCUUAUUCAUUUAUCGGCAGCCCCGAGGUCUUCGGCCUUGGCUCAGAGCGACCUCCUCCAACGCCGUCUUCCCGACGACAGAGCGACCGGACGGGUUGAUGGACCUACCUUGGGGACGUUCGCCGCCGGAGGCAGGCGCUGGGCGUCUGGGACCGCUGCCUCUGAGAAGCGAGUCCAGAUGCUGAAGAUGAUCUCGGUGUUGGAGGGGAUGCAGCGGACAUUCAACAGCACGCUGAACGCAAGAAUCGCCUUCCUGCCGCGAGCAAGUGCCAGAAAUUCAGGCCGCAAAAAUAAAAUGGCUGCGGCAACGUCCACCACGGGCCCGCCGCCACCUGCCAACAGCACCGCGUCCGGAGCCAGCGCCGGCGUCCUGGUGCCCAGCCAUACUGGCCGCAACCCCCGCAAGUCACUCCCGCCGCAGUCCAAGAAGACCAACAAAAGAGUGUGUUUCUGGAAGUACUGCUCCCAGAACUGAGUUUGCAGCCCCUCAGCACCCCGCCCCCCUGCUCCCCCAUUUGUGGAACUCACUUUGCUCUCUUUGACAAUCUCCAUCCAUCCAUCCAACGGAUCAAUCAUGGCCCUUUUGCUUUGACCUGUUGCAGGGAUGGGCAACUGGCAGCCCUCGGACAACUGGUGGCUCCAAGAGGACACCUGGAGCGGCCCAUCAAUCAAAAAAUUAACUUUAGGGAUUUUUUUUUGGGGGGGGGGGUUGUUAGUAUUUUAAUCGGCAUACAGAAAAUGUGCCUAGUCCCCACACUUGAAGGGGUUCAUAAAUUAACCAAUUACCAAUUUUUAUUUAUUUAUUUAUUUUAAACACAUGGUAGAAGAAACGUGAUCAGUGCUCACAUUUGGAGUGGCCCCCGUAAAUUAAUUUUUAUUUCAAUUAUAAACUACUUUCCUCUAUAGUAACAGACGUUUUUAGUUGUAAUAAAGGCAGUCACCACUAGAUAGCAGACAACGCUACCUGCAGCACCAAAUGUUCUCCACCAGAGAAGAAGAGUGGUGACGCCAUGAUGAAAAUCAGCUGCUAGCGAGAGGAAAGAUGCAAUGGCGGCAAGGGAAAACUUGACCGGGAAAAUUGUGCCGCCGUGGGUUCCCCGCCAUCAUUUGAGUUGCCCAUCCCUGUCCAUGUGCCCUUAAAAGAAAAAAAAAAACCUUGACCUAAAAUUUGUAAUGAACUGUUAAUCUGCGUCCAUCUUGCCCAGCAGUUUCCGUAUCAUUCCUGUAGACUCGUGUUUGACCUCUGCGUGCUUGGCAACUGUUGCUCAGACAUCAGGAGGCGCCAAGCGGUCCCGCGCAGACCUUUUCAGCCAACUCGUUAAUUAACAAAAGUGACCGAUCAAAGAAGACGAUGUGUGCUCAGGGCUGAGCGCAUGAAAAAAAAAAUCCCUGUUUAAUA